Molecule: messenger RNA, 279 nt
Organism: Protopolystoma xenopodis
Lineage: Eukaryota; Metazoa; Platyhelminthes; Monogenea; Polystomatidea; Polystomatidae
Source: the annotation of a GenBank genome assembly
AUGAAGACCUCAUUAUGCGUUUCCAGAGCCUUCAUUGACCACUGUCUUGCUCUUCUUAAUGAGAAUAAACUGGAUACGGCAAUGGCUUCCAUGGCUAAGUAUUGGGCUAGUGAUCUUUGUAGCGUAAUCGCUAGCGAUGCAGUCCAGCUUCACGGUGGGUGGGGUUAUAUGUGGGAGUAUGCUGUCUGCAAGAAUUACGUUGAUGCUCGAGUUCAAUCAAUUUAUGCUGGCACUAACGAAGUUAUGAAGGAGCUGAUCUCCAGAAAAAUUGUUUCUUAA